Phytomonas sp. Hart1 is the source of this 1291-nucleotide messenger RNA. Lineage: Eukaryota; Euglenozoa; Kinetoplastea; Trypanosomatida; Trypanosomatidae. The record is from the annotation of a GenBank genome assembly.
GUCUAGCAAAUCAAGUGGUGUAUCAAGUCAAAUAAUGUCUAAUGAGUUGUCGUUAGAUCCCUCAAAAUGGAUUGCUAUAAUUGAAAAUGCAAAGGUAAAAUGCUUGACUUCUGUAGUAUCUGCUAAGAACGUCAAGCAUAUACUUUCUACGGCAACCAUUCGCUCUCCUCAAAGAAAUCUAUUGACCGCCAUACAACCCUUUAUACAAGUAAUGCUUAACAGUGUUUCAGGAACGUCAAUACUCACUUCACUUAUUAAAUAUGGCACAAACAAAACAAUCGAUGCUGUUGCAAAAGAGGUUUCCGGUAAUUACAGCGAAUAUUUUAAAUUUAUGAAACCUAUUCAAUCUGACUUAUUAAUAUCUCUUGGCGAACUCUUAGAUGCACUUAUAUAUCGUGUAGACUGUAAGGGAGAACAUCGCAAUGCAAUACUGGAGAAUAUGAAAUCUUGUGAUUUAAAAAAUUUGUUCGGAUCAACAUUAACACUGGUAGCAGCUGGCCGUUUAUUUUCAAAUGAUCACGAGUUUUUAAACCUUAUUCAAGACAAUGAGAAAGUGAAGUCGGCCAUUUGUCAAUCAGCUAGAACAAAGGAAACAAAGCUAGCAGCGUUGCGUUGUUGCGAAUUAAUAAUAGGUGAGGAUAGCAGCAGAGUAAAUCAGAAAGGCACUUCAAUGAUUGGGUUAUUAUUCCUUUUCAGUGUUUUUAAGAAAUCUCUAGACAAUUAUGCUACAAGACCGUAUGUAGAGUUCAUUGAACUUUUAACUCGGCAUUCUCCACCGCACAUUGUUUCUGAAAUAUGCGAACUCCUACAACAAUGGCCAGAUAUCUUUGAGCUUUCAAAGAAGGAUUCAUACAGUGAAGUUAUUUCUAAUAUUUUAGAACGCGGAUCUAAUGAGGAAUCGUGUAUUACUUUUCUUGGAGUAAUUUUUAAGAGUAUUGAUGACAUUGAUAAUCGUUUAAACUCUACCAAAACAGUUAAUUGGAGACUUCUGGCUGCUAUCGAAAGGCUUCCCUCUGCAGUCAGCUUUCUCGAAAAGAAAAUCAGUAUUCCAAUCCGCCCGAGGCUUCGUGCAGCGAAAGUACGCUAUGAAUCCGCUACUAUUCCAAAAGCUGAAGCAACUCGAAAAAAUAUAUUAGAAAAGUUUAGACAAUUACGAAGCAAAGAUAUAGUGAAGCGAGCACGAGAAGAAAAAAAAUUUUAAAUAUAUAUUAAAAUGUGCAGUAAUUCUAAGUAUGGUGCACAGAGUAAAAAUUGGAUACGGUUAAUAGUUAUAGCAUUCAGCUUACAACUU